Branchiostoma floridae (Florida lancelet) is the source of this 2429-nucleotide messenger RNA. Its product is annotated as myosin heavy chain-like. The transcript has 19 exons. Lineage: Eukaryota; Metazoa; Chordata; Leptocardii; Amphioxiformes; Branchiostomatidae. Bases 80 to 1702 code for a protein of 540 amino acids. The record is from RefSeq and is a predicted model, not a curated record.
GACGUCAUAGCGUUCCAUUGUUUAUCGUUCGAACAACGUUUACGUGGUUACGCAUUCGGAAAGCCGGAGUUAGCCAGAUAUGGCGUUGAUCCGUAAGUUCCGAAGUGAAUCAACAAAUGUUGAAGCUACUAAAGUGUGCCUGAACACAGACAAGUUCGUGUCAAUCAGCGAAGUGAAAAGUGAGAUUUUGAAGAUGAAGGAGACCAACUACCAACUGAAGAACUCCGUCCUAAUCUUGACCCGGUCCAGUGAUGAGAUGAGGCGAGAAGCUGUUAAGCAGCAAUCGACAAUCAGUUUGCUGAAGAAGACCCACAAGGACAUACUCGAGAAGAAGGACGAGGAACUAGCAAAUCAGAGAAUCGCAGUCACUGCACAAAGAGUAGCUCAGGAUGCCCUGACAAAGGCUCUGAAUAUCAUCAUCAAAGAGCAACAGGACACCGCGAGUCUAACGGAUGAACUGCUACUGGAAACUAGGAACGACUUGACAAGCAGUAAGGCGGAAGCAGCAAAGCUGGGAGAGGAGCUCAAAACCCUUAGAGCUGAGUUAUUAAUGAGGGAAAACGACAUGUGUCAAAUGGAAGAGUUGUACGAGAAACAGAAGAGGAGUCUACAGAAGAUACACCGUAAGGAGGUGCAGACCCUGACAGACGGUUUCGAACAAGAGAUUCAAGAGAGAAAUGAGAGAGAAAGGUUUUUGCAAGAGAUGAUUAUAAGAAAGAAUGCGGAAAUUAAGGAAGUGAAGAAGGAAAUGGCCACCAUGAAGGACAUUCAUGGCGAGGAGGUGAAGGCACUGAAGGAAUCUAUCCUGCAGCUAAACAAAGAUAGGGAUGACAAAGAAAGGCUGCUCCAGCAGACAAUUCUUCUGAAAAACGAAGAAGUGGCGGCACUGAGGAGAAAUAUGAAAGCAGAAAAGGACAUACAUGAAGAGGAGCUGAAGGAGCUCCAACAGACCAUUCACCUGGACUCUUUAUUCGUGAAAGACCUUAUGACAGUCUCAUCCAAGAUCGAGUGUGAGGAACUAGAGAGGAUGACAAAAAUCAUGGAUGCACUGGAGUCGGAACUCAACAAUUGCAAGCUGGUAGAUGCACAGGUGAUCAUCGACGACGAGCAGCGCAUGCGUGAGGAGAUGCGCGAGUCGAUGACGUCACAGGAGAGAAGCUGCAACAUGCUGCAGCAGGAGCUGAACGAGGCCAGGAUGGCACUGGAGCUGGCCGAACGGGACAGAAAGAGGAUGAGAAACGUAACGGAGGCACUCGAGUCUGAAUGCGACGAGGUCAAGUGCAAGCUGGAUCAGUCUGAGACAAAGCUGCAGAUUAUGAAGGAAGACGGGGAGAGGCUCCUGUCUGAGCUCAACUCCAUGAAAACUACGCUCCUGAAGUCAUGGGUGGACCGCAACAAUGAGGUGAAGAUAAUGCAAGACAGGCUGUUCUCGAUGAAGGCCGAAAGGGAAAUCUUUAAGGUCCUCGCAACAGCGUCACAAAGAAAAAAAGACAAAGAAGAGGAACAUAUGUCAAGCGGACACAUGGAACGGGCAAGAAGACAGAAUCAUCGCGAGCAGGUUGCGUACUUGCACCAAGCCUGGCAAGACGCUGCAAGAAGCCCACGUCACGUGUACGAUCCGAACUGGCCACCAGAGAAUUCCAUCAACAGGACAGAAAAUGUUUCUGGCAAAGAUACCGACCAUGUUAGAGACAAAACAUGACUCCAUAGCAGUGAGGUUAACGUACUUUAGAUUUAGUUCAGAUUAGGAAUAACUUUGGAGAUGAACUGAUACAUGUAGCAGUUAAGUUAUCAGUGAAAAGUAGUUUUGUUGAGCGGGUACAUCAGUAGAUGAUGCAGUUCCUUGCUUGAAAAACAAAUGUGUUUUUUUCUUGCCAACAUCUCGAUACUCCUGCUGCUAUCACCGCUAGAUGGCGCUAAAGUGAAAAGUUUGCGGUCCCAAAAGUGACUAAGCCUGAUCAACCCCUCUCAACUCAUAAUUGUAUAUAUAUAUUAUCGAUAUCAUCACGGUGUAGAUCAUGGUUAAAACCUACUUAGAUUUUCAUCUCACAGCUGCUCUACCCAGCGAAGGAAAGAUCUGUCAGUAUUAAUAUUGUUCCCAGGAGGGUACCAGAAUUUCUUCGCGCUCUUGAAUGUCGAUGUAUAUAGUCUGCUACGAUUUGGAUAUACCAUAAAUAAAUAAAUGAUCAAUCGAAUGACAUUUCUAAGGGUAUGCAUAUGUCAGCGUCAUAUUUGAAUGCUUUCUUUUAGAAAAUGCCUUUUUUUUAAUUUCAGCGCAACUCAGGGACAUAAGCACGGUGUAGCAUUGUUCCUGAAGCAUCAACCUCGAUUACACUGACAGAAGCUGGUGAAGACAAACACCAUGUAGUGUUCCUCCUGAACUCAGACGUGAACAACGUUUCAAUCAAUCCUUUGGAUCUGGUCAUGCC